This is a messenger RNA of Epithele typhae, 975 nucleotides long. RefSeq names its product ubiE/COQ5 methyltransferase family-domain-containing protein. Gene Ontology annotation, molecular function: methyltransferase activity. The record is from RefSeq and is a predicted model, not a curated record. The transcript is spliced from 3 exons. NCBI's taxonomy places the organism in Eukaryota, Fungi, Basidiomycota, Agaricomycetes, Polyporales, Epitheliaceae. Bases 1 to 975 code for a protein of 324 amino acids. Gene Ontology annotation, biological process: ubiquinone biosynthetic process.
AUGCAGCGAAGCCUCCGCGUUUGGCCCGCGAGGUCGUUUCUUGCCGCCUCUCGCCCUUCCACUUCCUCGUCCAGCUUCGUCACCGUGCGUUACGCGCACCAAAAUGCCCCGACUUCUAGCCCAAGUACCGCCCCGACCGCCAGCUCUAGUUCCAGCCCCGGUUCUGGUUUCGACGAGCGCACGACCCACUUCGGUUUCCAGACGGUGCGCGAGGAGGAGAAGGAGUCGCUCGUGCGGAGCGUGUUCGACAGCGUCGCGUCCAACUACGACCUUAUGAACGACGCGAUGUCGAUGGGCGUCCACCGCAUCUGGAAGGACGAGUUCGUGUCGCGCCUGCGGCCGGGCGCACGGGGACCGCUCAAGUGUCUCGACGUCGCGGGCGGCACGGGGGACAUUGCGCUUCGCAUCCUUGACCAUGCUCGGGAGAAGUACGCGGACAGGGAGACGAGUGUGCUCGUGUCGGACAUCAACGGGGAGAUGUUGAAGGAGGGGUUCAAGCGGUUCAAAAAGACCAUGUAUCACAACACUCCCCAAGUCGCGUUCAAGGAGGCUAAUGCGCAAGAACUGCCCGAGUCCGACUUCCCCUCGAACUCCUUCGACCUCUACACCAUCGCUUUUGGCAUUCGCAACGUCACUUCUAUUCCUGACGUUUUGAAAGAGGCCCACCGAGUUCUCAAGCCAGGUGGAACGUUUGCUUGCCUGGAAUUCAGUAACGUCACCAACCCUCUCUUCCGCGCUGUAUAUGAUCAAUACUCAUUCCAAGUCAUUCCCGUCCUUGGAACGAUCCUCGCAGGCGACCGUGAUUCGUACCAGUACCUGGUCGAGAGCAUUCGCCGUUUCCCUCCCCAACCCAAGUUCGCGCAAAUGAUCGCGGACGCUGGGUUCGCUACUGGCGCAAUGCAUGAAGGGGCUGGUGGGGCUUGGACAGACCUCUGGGGUGGGAUUGCUGCCAUUCACACUGGUGUGAAACUCUAG